Molecule: messenger RNA, 387 nt
Organism: Aspergillus sclerotioniger CBS 115572
Lineage: Eukaryota; Fungi; Ascomycota; Eurotiomycetes; Eurotiales; Aspergillaceae
Exons: 1
Coding region: 1-387 (128 amino acids)
Source: RefSeq, a predicted model, not a curated record
AUGAAUCCAGCAUUUUCCCAGCCACUCUAUUCCAUCUCAGAAGAAAUAACGCCGAUUGAUGAUUAUAUUCGCCGUCAUGGAGGCACUUCAUCUAAUAUCGAAAGGCUCCCUUCUCGUCUUCAGCAGUCUAAACGGUCGUCCAUAGAUCUUAAACAACAGCUAAAGGAUCUCACCUAUGAGGUCAGCUAUCUCAAGGCUGAGUUGCAAUGGCACAAGGAAUCGAAACAGGCUCUUUUAGAGUUCAAAGAGCAGGUAUCUGAGAUAUUUCACAGGAUAGAAGAUGCACUGGUUCAGGCAACUAUAAGAUUGACAGAAGCAGAGCAGCGCUAUCUGAAUCUCUGGGGGCUUAAUACGGGAGGAGAUAUGGAUGGACUGAACAUGAUCUAA